UAAAACUCAAGAAGAAGAAGACAUCCUCUGUGUGUCAAACACACUAAAAACCAACAUGGCGAACAUUCGGUGUGUCAAGGGUAUGGUCGGCCUGGUGACGGGUGGCGCGUCCGGUUUGGGCCGAGCCACUGUGGAGCGUCUGGUCCAGAACGGAGCGUCCGCUGUGAUCCUGGACCUGCCCUCUUCUGAUGGAGCAGCGCUUGCAGCCAGUCUGGGGGACCGCUGUGCCUUCGCUCCUGCAGACGUGACAUCGGAGGCAGACGUACAGUCAGCCGUGUCCCUGGCCAGAGAGAAGUUUGGGAGGCUGGACCUGGCAGUGAACUGUGCCGGCAUCGCUGUCGCCGUUAAAACCUACAACUUUAAGAAGGACCUCCCUCACAGCCUGGAGGACUUCCAGCGUGUAAUCAAUGUGAACAUUGCAGGAACCUUUAAUGUGAUUCGCCUUGCUGUGGGUGAGAUGGGGAAGAACGAGCCUGAUGCAGAUGGACACAGAGGCUGCGUCAUUAACACAGCCAGUGUGGCCGCCUUCGACGGACAGGUCGGCCAAGCAGCAUAUUCAGCUUCUAAAGGUGGUAUUGUUGGAAUGACACUCCCCAUCGCACGAGAUCUGGCACCCAUGGGCAUCAGAGUCAUCACCAUAGCGCCUGGUCUGUUCUCCACUCCCCUCCUGGCUGGUCUUCCAGAAAAGGUGCGCUCCUUUCUCGCCCGCCAAGUGCCCUUCCCUUCACGCCUGGGAGACCCAGCAGAGUUUGCCCACCUGGUGACAUCACUGGCUGAGAACCCCAUGAUCAACGGAGAGGUCAUCAGACUGGACGGAGCCAUUCGCAUGCAGCCCUGAGACAGAUGGUGUGUGUCUGAGUGGACAUGUUAACUAAGCUCAUUGAUCCACACCUUCAUCAUUUUUAUGUCUGAGUGUUCGUGUGUGUGUGUGUGUGUGUGUGUGUGUGUGUCUGCCUGGUGAAAUUAUGUCAUACAAAGCUGCACACACUGAAAAUAUAAACUGUGAUGGAUUACAAACACCAUUUUAUUAACUUUGUGUGAGAAUGUGAGAGAAAGUGUGUAAAAAUAUCUGUAUAUUUCAGUGCAUUGCAGUUCUGUAUGCACUUCACUUUGGUUGUUUUGUAAAUGAAUCCAGAUUGUAAUAAACCUCAGAUUGGUUUGUCUGGUCCA
Epinephelus lanceolatus (giant grouper) is the source of this 1170-nucleotide messenger RNA. It is a transcript of the gene hsd17b10, whose product is annotated as hydroxysteroid (17-beta) dehydrogenase 10. Gene Ontology annotation, cellular component: mitochondrion. Lineage: Eukaryota; Metazoa; Chordata; Actinopteri; Perciformes; Serranidae. Gene Ontology annotation, biological process: estrogen metabolic process; androgen metabolic process; fatty acid metabolic process. The record is from RefSeq and is a predicted model, not a curated record. Gene Ontology annotation, molecular function: estradiol 17-beta-dehydrogenase [NAD(P)+] activity.